AUGAUCCAGUUCGUUGAGUCAGCUAUUGAUACCUUCAAUGGCGAGAAAAAAACAAAGAAGGAAAAUGAAAGAAUGGAUCCGACAGAUUUAAAAGAGGAAAAAGAUGGAGCACUUUAUGCUAAUGGCCCUCAAAUAGGUCCCGAAGUUGAUGAUCAUCGUCCAAAUCCUGAUGACCCUCAUCUACGCACUGAACCUCCCAGUGGUGUCGGCAUUACUCAACCUCCAGUACCUCACGUUCAUCUCCCGAAUGCAUGA
This is a messenger RNA of Schistosoma intercalatum, 255 nucleotides long. Lineage: Eukaryota; Metazoa; Platyhelminthes; Trematoda; Strigeidida; Schistosomatidae. The record is from the annotation of a GenBank genome assembly.